AUGGGUCGCAUGCACUCGAAGGGUAAGGGUAUUUCCUCGUCGGCUCUGCCGUACAGCCGCAAUCCCCCGUCGUGGCUGAAGACCACUCCGGAGGAGGUUGUGCAGCAGAUUGUGAAGCUCGCCCGUAAGGGUGUUACGCCUUCGCAGAUUGGCGCUCAGCUCCGUGACAGCCACGGUAUCGCCCAGGUCCGUUACGUGACUGGUAACAAGAUUCUGCGUAUCCUCAAGAGCGAGGGCCUUGCCCCGGAGAUCCCGGAGGACCUUUACCACCUCAUUAAGCGUGCCGUCACCGUGCGCAAGCACUUGGAGCGCAGCCGCAAGGAUGUGGACGCCAAGUUCCGUCUCAUUCUGAUCGAGUCGCGUAUCCACCGUCUGACCCGCUACUACAAGACUACUGGUGCGGUUCCCCCGACCUUCAAGUACGAGUCGUCGACGGCCUCGACCCUCGUGGCUUAA
Messenger RNA from Malassezia pachydermatis, 456 nucleotides. RefSeq names its product 40s ribosomal protein s13. Lineage: Eukaryota; Fungi; Basidiomycota; Malasseziomycetes; Malasseziales; Malasseziaceae. Gene Ontology annotation, biological process: translation. Bases 1 to 456 code for a protein of 151 amino acids. The transcript has 2 exons. The record is from RefSeq and is a predicted model, not a curated record. Gene Ontology annotation, cellular component: cytosolic small ribosomal subunit; nucleolus; ribosome. Gene Ontology annotation, molecular function: structural constituent of ribosome; small ribosomal subunit rRNA binding.